CGACCGUGAGAUCAACCGAGAUGAGAUCCUUUGUUUUAAUCUGUGCCCUCGUGGCCAUUGCCGCCGCCGCCAAGACAGAAGACAAGGCCGCACGUGACAAGCGUAGCUUCUUCCACGGACUCGGCUACGACUCCAACUAUGGAUCCACCUUCGGCUACGGCAGCGGCUACCAGAACUUAGGAGGCCUCGGCUACUCCGGCUACUCCUCUCCCUCCGUCUACUCCUCUCCCUCGUCUUACAGCUACUCCACCCCGGCUGUCAGCUCUUACGGCUACACGUCUCCCGCCGUCAGCUAUGCUAACGCUGGAUACCGGUACGCCAGCCCCGCCUACAGCUACGCCGCCCCGGCCUUCUCCGCCGCCAGCUACGCCGCCCCCGUCUACUCCGCCGCCAGCUACGCCGCCCCCGCCUACUCCGCCGCCAGCUACGCUCCUGCCGUCAGCUCUUACGGCUACAGCACACCUCAAGUGCGUUACUCAUCUGCCCCAGCAGUCAGCUACUCCAGUUUCACAUCAGUUCCCUCUGUGAAGUACGCAGCCGCCCCCGCCGUGAGCUACUCUGCUGCCCCCGCCGUGAGCUACUCUGCUGCCCCCGCCGUGAGCUACUCUGCUGCCCCCGCCGUGAGCUACUCUGCUGCCCCGGCUCUGAGCUACUCCGCCGUUGCACCCGCUGUGAAAUACAGAGCUGCCCCCGCCGUGAGCUACUCUGCUGCCCCGGCUCUGAGCUACUCUGCCGUCGCUCCCGCCGUGAAAUACAGCGCCGCUCCUGCCGUCAGCUACACCGCUCCAAUCUCCUACACCGCCCCGGCUGUGAGCUACACUCCCGCCGUACCUACCACAGUCGCCGUCAACAAGGUCGUCAACGUACCCAAGGUCGUGAGUGUCCCCGAGGUCGUGAAAGUGAACAAGGUCAUCAAUGAGCCCCAGGUCGUCACCGUCAACAAGGUAGUCAGCCAGCCCAGCUACAACCUGGGAUACUCCGGCUACACCGGCGGUCUCGCCGGCUACGGCGCUGGAUACGGCACUUACGGAUCAGGCCUCAGCACCUACGGAGCUGGCUACACCCCGUACAGCACCGGUUACAGCACUUACGGAGCUGGCUACACCCCGUACAGCACCGGCUACAGCACUUACGGAGCUGGCUACACUCCCUACAGCACCGGUUACAGCACCCACGGAUCCGGCUUCGGUCCCUACAGCACUGGCUUCGGCACCGGCUACGGAGCCCUACGCCAGCGCCUGGAAAUGAAUAUUCUAGUCCCAUGAGUUCAUGAACUGAUUACUAUAGCCUAGUGAUGAUAUAGUUUACAAUAAAUAUAAUUGGAUCACUGCC
Bombyx mori (domestic silkworm) is the source of this 1332-nucleotide messenger RNA. RefSeq names its product cuticular protein glycine-rich 4 (gene CPG4). NCBI's taxonomy places the organism in Eukaryota, Metazoa, Arthropoda, Insecta, Lepidoptera, Bombycidae. The record is from RefSeq and is marked validated.